Messenger RNA from Chrysoperla carnea, 2784 nucleotides. It is a transcript of the gene Rab3GAP1, whose product is annotated as rab3 GTPase-activating protein catalytic subunit. Gene Ontology annotation, biological process: positive regulation of GTPase activity. Gene Ontology annotation, molecular function: GTPase activator activity. The record is from RefSeq and is a predicted model, not a curated record. Bases 31 to 2781 code for a protein of 916 amino acids. Lineage: Eukaryota; Metazoa; Arthropoda; Insecta; Neuroptera; Chrysopidae. The transcript is spliced from 3 exons.
AACAAUAACAAAGUAAGAAAACAAUAUAAAAUGGAAAAUAUUGAAAUUGAUGACUCGGAAUUCUAUCAUCAAGAUUUCACAACUGCAUCAGAAUGGGAAAUAUUCAUGGCACGUAUUGAAGAAAUUUUACAUGAGUGGAAAUUAACUGUAUCUUUUUCAAAUGUAAAAUAUCCAUCAUUUUCUGAUGGCAUAUGGGAGAGUGAAAGUGAAAAUUUAUUUUUCGCGGACGUUGAAUUUACAAUGACACAUCAUUUUUUAAAACCCUUAUCGAUUGAUGAAGAACCUGAACUAUAUGAUGAUUUAGAAAACGAAACAAAUUAUGUAUCAAAGGAACUAGAUUUUACUGGUCAAGAUUUUCCUCCUGUACAAUAUAUUGAUAAACCUGGUAUUAGUUUAGCACGCGUUUAUGGAUUACAUAAUUUUGUGGUGCUAUCACCAACAAAAAAUAUUGAUAUUGAUAACGAGAGUAAAGUAAAAAUAUUAUUGAGUUCUGUCCAUAUGGCAGUCAAUAAUUCAAAUUGUGAAUUACCAAUGUUCGUACAAGUGGGGGAAACAUGGCAACAAUGUUUUUUAGGCGUUAGUGAAUCUCGUGGCCUGUGCACAAAUUUUGAUAUGAUUCACUUACAGAAAGGACCUCAACAUUGCAAAUAUUUAACAGGGUUGUUAGAUGUGUUUAAAUCAAAAAUAGCAUCCCCCAUUCCACUAGAUACUGUAACGGUUUCCGUACAGUUUAGUUAUUCACUUGUAUUUAUGAAUAAAUUUGAAUUCCGACGACGGGAAACUAUUGGAGUGGAAGAUAUUGGAAGAUUACAAUUUGGUGCAUGUUUGGAUCCCUUCAAUGAAAUGCUUUUGUUAGCUUCUUGGGAAAACUUACCCGAAAGUGUUGUAGUUGAUUCACAAAACUAUUCAGAUUUUGAUCCGCUCCAUGCUGCAUCAUGGGCAGUGAAAAUAAAAAUGGUAGAUACACCUGCAUGCCUGCUGUCUGAUUGUAUUCUUGAAUUUUUACAUUUAAGUGCGAAUAAUCAAACAUUGCCCGAUUUAUUAGGUGAUUAUGUAACAGAUUCGAAUAAUGAAACUGUGCUUGCGCUAAAUCGUAUAACUGAAUCAAAAGUUCCGUCACUUACUAGUGUAUUACGUCGCGCGGCAAGUGUUGGAACAAGCCAAGGACGAAAACGUAGUCGUAGUUCAGAUGGACCGUUAUCGGAAGAGUUUAUUGUGCCAAUCUUAUACUUUUUAUUCCCUGAUGCAGAACCAGAACCUAAAAGACCGUAUAUUGGAGAUUUUGAUCAUCCAACAGAUUCGGGUGUGCUUAAAAGUUGUGGGUUUGAUUCGUUAGUUUGGCGUUUGGCAAUUAUUUUAGCUCAAAGUGCACAUUCCUUGGGUGGAGUGCGUACAGUUGGACAUAUAUGGUAUGAAUUUGUUCAAGAAAUGAGAUACAGAUGGGAAAAAAGCAUCAAAAUACCUGGACUGUCACCAGGGUUCCCUGAUUUUCGUACUUGCUUACUUCAUCAAAAGUUACAAUUGCUCAAUUGUUGCAUUGAGCGUAAAUUAAAACGGGAAAAUGUGAAUUUUGGUAAUCUACCAUACACUGACGAACAAAAUGUCUCAUCAACAGAUUCAGAUGAUGAAUUUUUUGAUUGUGAUCAAGAAGAACAAAAACAAUGGACUGAACCAGUGGGUCGUUUAUCAAAAUAUGGUAGUAUGAAACUAAUCAAAACAGGUGAACCAUUAUAUGUUCCAAUAACACAAGAAGCAGUGCCCAAAACUGAAGAUCAGCUAGAAGAAGAUGCAGAUGUACUUGUACAAUUGGGUGACGAUGCUAUGGGCUCAGAGUUACGGGCACGUAUGAUGAGUGCAUCGUUGUUAUCGGAUAUGGAAUCCUUUAAAGCUGCUAACCCUGACGGACUAUUUGAAGAUUUUAUACGUUGGUAUUCACCACGCGAUUGGAUUGAUGAUCCCACUGAACUCGAUGAAUGGGGUCAACCAACUGGACACUUAAGUUCACGUAUGCAAAUUGAGGAUAACACAUGGACAGUUGUAUGGCAGUCAGCAAAACCAAUUCCUGCACGUCGCCAAAAACGUUUAUUUGAUGAUACGCGUGAAGCUGAGAAAGUUUUACACUAUUUAGAAUCCCGUACAAUAUCACAAGUAAUUGAUCUUAUCUUACCAGUUCUAACACAUUGUGCUCUCUGUUAUUUGGUAGCUGAAACAAAACAAAAUGAAUAUGUUGAACUACCACAGUUGAAUACAAUGUUACGUCAUCUAGUGAAAACAAGUGAACGUAUAACACGUGAUUCCAGAUCACAACCACGACGUUAUGAAAUUGUAUUCCAAGAGAUAGCAGCACAUGAAUCAUUAAUUGCAAAAGCAAAAUCAAUUCGUCAAAAUUUUUAUUCAAUCGACGAUAAAAGAACGAAUGAGGAUUUUGUACGAUUUUUUACUGGUCUAUUAGAAAAUAAAGAAAUGAUUGUACCGGGAGGCCCACGAGAAAUUAUUGGAGAUCGUAUUACAAAAAUGUUUUCGGAUGUUUAUAAACAUUUAGAUUAUAUGGGCGUAGAGGAGAGUGGUGCUGGUGAUGAUGCAGCAUCUAUGAUGUCGGGUAAUGUGGGCAUGAGUAAUUCUCCAUUUCCAACACCUGAAAAAAAAGAAUAUGUUUUACGUGUAAUGGCAAAUCGUCCUUCACCAUACUCCAAAUAUAGUAUACAGUUUAUGCGAGCUAUAUUAACUAAAGAUGAUUUUCGAUUAGCUGGUGCUUUUAAUCACGAUACUUUAUUUUUUUAGAUG